Aplosporella prunicola CBS 121167 is the source of this 1070-nucleotide messenger RNA. RefSeq lists its product as uncharacterized. Gene Ontology annotation, cellular component: nucleus; cytoplasm. Gene Ontology annotation, molecular function: protein binding. The transcript has a single exon. Bases 50 to 643 code for a protein of 197 amino acids. The record is from RefSeq and is a predicted model, not a curated record. NCBI's taxonomy places the organism in Eukaryota, Fungi, Ascomycota, Dothideomycetes, Botryosphaeriales, Aplosporellaceae.
GGCAGAUGUUAACGCAACUUCAACUAAAUAUUAUUGUACCGCUCUAGAAAUGGCAAUAACCCAAAACGAAACUGAAAUUGUCACGCGGCUCCUUGAAGCCGGGGCAGAUGCCAACACUUUUAUGGAAGAAUCAUCAACUACCGCUCUCGGCGAAGCAGCAAGCUGGGGAUUUGUCGAAAUCAUGAUCAAGCUCCUCGAAGCUGAAGCGGACGUCAACGCUCAUUGCGAUUGCUAUUACGGACAGACGGCACUCCAAGCCGCAGCAUUUGGAGGAUCUCCCGAAGCCGUCAUUAAGCUCCUUGACGCCGGGGCAAAUGUCAACGCACCACCAGCAGAAAAGUGUGGUGUCACCGCUCUCCAAGCAGCAGCGCGUAAUGGGUAUCUCACAAUCGCCAUCAAGCUCCUCGAAACCGACGCAGACGUCAAUGCUCCUGGCGCAGAAGAGGAGGGAAGGACGGCGCUCGAAGGUGCUGCGGAACAUGGAAGAAUCGACAUGGUACAGCUCCUUCUCAAUGCUGGUGCGGAGGUGAAGGGGACCGAAUUCGGCGAAAGGCAGUACGAAAAUGCGGUAGGGCUGGCAAAGAAAGAGGGCCACAACGCCUUAUCAAGGCUUAUUCAACGACACCGCAAGAGCUUGGACUGAUCACAUUCUUGCUCCUGGAUAGGCCACUGGACCAUGCGGAACCGGUUGGCUUCUACCCCACAACACACGGUUUUCAUCGAUCACUCCUUUUGUACAGACGAUAAAAAAGAAAAUCUCCAGGACAACAAGGGGGUAAUCCAGCAACCUACGAAAAGGCACACUUCUGCCAAUAUCCCUCGCACAGCGCAGACAAAUGCCCGGACAUACAAGAAUCUACUCACUAUUGCCAUGGUCACGGCUGACUCAUGAAGAGGAUUCGAUUAAUCCAUUAGAGUGGAACGGUAUAAAAGUGCUUUUUUUUAAGAAACGAAAACUGAAAGCUCUUAUGACGGUUCUCCUUGUUUUCAAAUUUUAGCCAGACGUUUAAUGGUCAGGAGUUAGGAGUUGGGUUGGCGUUGACUGGUUUGAGUUGCUUUGAAGCGAUGAC